Enterospora canceri is the source of this 516-nucleotide messenger RNA. The record is from the annotation of a GenBank genome assembly. NCBI's taxonomy places the organism in Eukaryota, Fungi, Microsporidia, Enterocytozoonidae.
AUGUGUGCACAGGUAUCGGAUGAUAUCAGUUUUGGUGAUCUGAUUGAUGCACAGAUACACGGUGUGUCUCAGAACUAUUCCUUGUUGCCGUAUUUUGGCCUAUUUGCCUGUGUGUUGAGUACACGAGUAGCAGUUGGAGGAAGAAUUGAUUUCCCGCAGUAUCUGGGGAAGAUGAGUUCAAGUCGAGUAGUUGGAAAUCUGCUUCAUGGCAUUUCAUUGGAUUCUGAUCUCUGUUUAUCUGAUACACAGAAAUACAUCGAAAUAUUUGUGAAGGAGGCUUGUAGACUGCUGGAGAAUGGAUGUGCUACUGAGUGUGUAGAUUAUAUUGAUCAGAAUGGCAUCACAAGAGAGACCCUGAUGAAUCUAUUCAAAUACUACAAAUGUGACUUAGAAAAUGUUGAUAAGAAGGAUAAGGCAGCAUUCACCAAGGAAUGGAACAGUAGGCACAAAGAAACAAGGAAUAAACCAGUUAAAAGUGUGGAAGAAGCAGAGAAAGACAGUUUUGUAGAAGAAUGA